Molecule: messenger RNA, 945 nt
Organism: Diceros bicornis minor
Lineage: Eukaryota; Metazoa; Chordata; Mammalia; Perissodactyla; Rhinocerotidae
Gene: FTCDNL1
Product: formiminotransferase cyclodeaminase N-terminal like
Molecular function (GO): transferase activity; folic acid binding
Source: RefSeq, a predicted model, not a curated record
GACACUAAAAGUGCCAGUGGUGGUGCGUGCGCCCGAGGCAGGUGACCUGGCGGAACCGUCUCGAACUGCUCCAGCCCGCGUUGGUCCUGCUAGUUCCUCCCGGGAGAGGCAGGUCUUUGGUCUGUCACCGGAAGUAGUCGAACGGUGGUUGAAGGGAUGAGUGGACUAGGAUCACACUGUCCCAAACCACAAAGUGUUUUGGGGGGCUAGCUCUGGGACACUUUUUUAGAGGAGGGAGAGAAAUCCUUACCCUUUUUACUAAUAAUCCUGACUGCUCUUCAGAAGCCUGGUACUGCUGCUGAUUUCAGCUUUUGCUGUGAAGAAAAAUCACCAUGUCUUCCUCCAGACUGGGGCUUCGUUUGGCUGCCUGUUUACUAAACAUUUCAGAAGCCAGAAGAAAAAACACCCUUGAGAAUGUAGCACAAGCAGCUCUUCUUGAAAAAAAUGGGAAGAAACAUCCUGAAGUCUCAGCAUUCAAUGUGUUUUCUGAUCAAGACUACAACAGAUCAGUCAUUCCAAUAGCGGCUUCUGUGGAUGACUUAGGCAAUUCUGUUCUGGCUGCCUACUUGGAGGCCUUCCCAUCUAUUGAUAUGGAGGUUCAAGAGGGGGUCCACCCUUGUCUGGGAGCGGUGGACUUAAUUCCGAUUUACCCUCUCUCUGGUGUUGGAGUGGAAGAGUGUGGAGCCGUGGCCAGAAGUAAGAGAAAGUUUCAGGCCUUGCUGAGAGUCUGGUCCUGCACGUUCCUGGCUGCAGCGUGUUUCUCUUUGGUGAGGCUGACCUGCCUGAGAAGCGCACUCUUGUCCAGAGAAGGAAGCAACUGGGCUGGUUCACAAGGAGGGAUUUCAGUGCUCUUGAACCUGAUCUGGGAGCUGCACCUACCCGGAGAUGUGGUUUAACAGUGUGUGUGCUGAUGAGGCGCCUGAAAGUCAGAGUGACUGAUAUCAC